Messenger RNA from Drosophila eugracilis, 1278 nucleotides. RefSeq names its product putative glutathione-specific gamma-glutamylcyclotransferase 2. Gene Ontology annotation, molecular function: glutathione specific gamma-glutamylcyclotransferase activity; gamma-glutamylcyclotransferase activity. Gene Ontology annotation, biological process: glutathione catabolic process. NCBI's taxonomy places the organism in Eukaryota, Metazoa, Arthropoda, Insecta, Diptera, Drosophilidae. Gene Ontology annotation, cellular component: cytoplasm. The record is from RefSeq and is a predicted model, not a curated record. The coding region runs from base 73 to 1017 and encodes 314 amino acids. The transcript has a single exon.
AGUUAUCGAUAAAUUCUCACCUUAAGUUAAUAAUUUAUUUUCAAUUAUUUGUCAAAGGAAGCACGGCAUUUGAUGUUGGGCUAUCUGCAGGGACUGCAAGGCAGCGGUUCUGGACAGGAUCAGCUGCCCAGCGACAUCUACAGUGAGUUCUUUGCGGACAUCCUCCAAGCAGUUAAAGAAAAUGGAUGCAAGUCGGUUGAUCAGGAUAAGCCUCAGGGAUUUUCCAUGCUACGCAGCUUCGAUUCGGAGAACAGCAAUCAAUUGGAACCGCCGGCGGUCACUGAUGCUGAUGUCUGGAUUUUUGGCUACGGGUCUUUGGUAUGGAAGGCGGAUUUCCCGUAUAUAGACCGUCGUCGCGGUUUUAUUUGGGGCUUCAAGCGUCGCUUCUACCAGCACAGCAUCGAUCAUCGAGGAAUUCCUGAGCGUCCCGGUCGUGUGGUUACCUUGCUGCCGGGUGAUCCCAACCAAGAUCGGGUUUACGGAGUGGCUUAUCGCAUUGCCGCUAGUCAAAAGAGUAGCGUGCUGGAUCAUCUGGAUUACAGGGAGAAGAAUGGCUACGAGCGGUGCAGCUUGGAGUUCCACGAGUACCCAAAUAUUAAUACUGGCGACGGAAAGCCCAUCGAGGUGAUCAUGUACGUGGCCACGCAGGCGAACGACUCAUAUGCCGGCAAUGUGUGGCAAGUGCCCUGCAUUGCGAAACAAAUCUUUAGCUCCGCUGGUCCAAGUGGCCCCAAUCGUGAAUACCUAUUUAAUCUGGCAGCCGCAAUGGAGCAGCUUUUUCCCGGUGCCGUUGAUGAGCAUCUGGAGGAGUUGGUGGCUUGUGUGAGGCGUUACAUUGCCGAGGAUGAGCCCAAGUUGAUGCAGCAUGCCCUGUUGCAAGAAAUAUCCGUGAUUUUGAAAGAGGAGAAGCUAUCCGAGCAAGCCAAGCGUCUGGAGGAGCUUCUGGAGCGAUGUCAGCAGCCCGGAGGACGCGAAUGGCUGCUACAUGGAGCACUGCAGCCCAAAAGUGAUGCGUGACCGCUAAUAUUUCCAAUAGAAAAUGACUAUUUAUUGUAAAUACCAAUGAGCCUUGGUGUUUUUUGCAGAUUCACCAUUCCAAAUAGACCAAUUUCAAUGACGUGGUAAGGUUUUACCGGAUAAUUUAAAGGGGGGAAAAUCACAAUUACAACUCUGGUUGAAAAUCAAUGACUAAAACUAUCAUAAAAAACACAAGACAUGAAUAUGAAAGAAUUAUUCCUUGGAAUUAAUAAAACAACAAAUAUAAUUGUGUGACUCAAA